This is a messenger RNA of Aspergillus thermomutatus, 1605 nucleotides long. Its product is annotated as sugar porter family MFS transporter. Gene Ontology annotation, biological process: carbohydrate transport; transmembrane transport. NCBI's taxonomy places the organism in Eukaryota, Fungi, Ascomycota, Eurotiomycetes, Eurotiales, Aspergillaceae. The transcript is spliced from 2 exons. The coding region runs from base 1 to 1605 and encodes 534 amino acids. Gene Ontology annotation, molecular function: carbohydrate:proton symporter activity. The record is from RefSeq and is a predicted model, not a curated record. Gene Ontology annotation, cellular component: membrane.
AUGAAGCUUGGUUCCUUUAAGGCGAGCUUCCUGAAACUCAUCUGCUUCACUCGUGUCAAAAGAAUGCUGCAAGGAAAAUCGCUUCGUGUGGCCCAAGUGCUUCUCACAGUUGCACCGGCCUUCAUCUCUUACGGAUACAAUCAAGCGGGAUUGGGACCGCUCGCUACUCUGCAGACAUGGGUACACGUAUUCCCGGAAAUCGACACGAUCAACACCCAAGGUGACAUCAAGGCCGAAAACUCGACCAAAAAGGGCGCAGUCAUCGCCGCUCUUCAGCUCGGGGCGCUCGUGGGCUCCCUCUCGUGCAUUUCCUUUGGGGACCGGCUUGGCCGGCGCAAGACCAUCUUUCUGGCCGCGAUCAUCACCAUUAUCGGCCAGCUGUUGCAGACCUCAUCGUACGGUAUCAUUCAGUUUGCACUGGGCCGGGUGAUUCUGGGCGUCGGGGUUGGGCAGCUGAGCGCGACUGUUCCCGUGUUCCAGGCCGAAUGUAGCUCGGCAAAGCAUCGCGGGCAGCAUGUCGUGGUCGAUGGCAUAUGCAUGACCCUAGGGUUUGUGCUGUGCAACUGGAUCGACUUUGGCUUCAGCAAGACAUCGGGUGAAACUCAAUGGCGCGUCCCACUUGCACUGUCGUUCGUCUUCCCGCUGACUAUCCUGGGGACUGUCUUUUUGCUUCCGGAAUCGCCGCGGUGGCUUGUCCUGGUGGCCCGCCGCGACGAGGCGGCCCACAGCCUGGCAGCUUACAAGGGCCUCGGAGUGGAAGAUGAGGCUGUGCAGACAGAGAUUGCAAGCAUCGAGUCAUCGUUGGAACUCACGGAGCAGUCCAGCCGUCUUACCCUGCGGGAGCUGUGCCUCGGGGAGGAUGAAGAUCGCCUUCUGUACCGGUUCGCACUGUGCAUGACCAUCCAGUUCUUCCAGCAGAUGUGUGGUGGUAAUUUGAUUUCCACCUACAUCUCCACGAUCUUCGAACAGAACCUCAAGCUGGGCAAGGACCUGUCGCGGAUCCUGGCCGCCAGCGCGUUAACAUGGAAGACGCUGUGUAAUCUCAUUCCCUUCUUUGCCAUCGACCGUCUCGGCCGGCGCAAGCUCUUCAUGUUCAGCGGCACUGGCAUGUGCAUGUGCAUGAUGGUGUUGGCCAUCACGACGAGUUUCCACUCCCAUGGAAAAUCAUUGUCCAUCGUCUCUGCUGCGUUCAUCUGGCUCUUCAACUUUUUCUACCCCAUUGGCUUCUCCGGCGCCAACUUCGUGUACUGCACCGAGGUGGCCCCCAUGCGAUUGCGCGUCGCCAUGGCCUCUGCAUCCACUGCUAACAAGUGGUUAUGGAACUUUGUCGUGGUCAUGAUCACCCCCGUCGCGCUCGAUACAAUCGGCUACCGGUACUAUAUUGUCUUUGCGGUGAUCUCGGCUUGCAUACCUGUCGCGGUGUUCUUCUUCUAUCCGGAAACGAUGGGCCGCAACCUGGAGGCCAUGAACCAGGUGUUUCGCGAUGCCCCGUCCGUGUGGCAUAUCGUGGCAAUGGCGAGGAAACUCCCCCAAGGAGAUGUGGCUGGGUUUGAUGUGCAAAGCGGGGAGGAGAAGCUGACUGUGGAGCAGAAGGAGCAUGCUUGA